AUGCGAACACCUACCUCAAAUGCGGAGCAGCAACCCGGUGACAUUCUUUGGGAUGAAAUAUUCUCUACCAAUCCUCGUGGGUUCGAAGUUCUGAAAACCCCGCUUCCGGAAUUAUCCACCCACGAGUCACGCGAUUUUUGUCUUGACCCUAUUUACGAAUACAAAGGGCUUGCAAUAAAAUGCGAUGUGUCUUAUCGAGAGAUAGAUAUGGCAAAACUUGCAGGUGAUUGCGGGAUCAAAGUGCAUGGCUACGUACUACGUGCGUACAAAGACUUUCCCGAGCUCCAGCUCUGCAGAGUUGGCCUUGUAAUGGAGAUCGGCCGCUCCCUGGCCGAUUAUAUCAAAACAAUUAGCGACAACGAACCUUAA
Molecule: messenger RNA, 369 nt
Organism: Orbilia oligospora ATCC 24927
Lineage: Eukaryota; Fungi; Ascomycota; Orbiliomycetes; Orbiliales; Orbiliaceae
Exons: 1
Coding region: 1-369 (122 amino acids)
Source: RefSeq, a predicted model, not a curated record